AUGAACUUUGGAUGCCGAGGAAAAAUUACCCAAAGGCCAGAACCCACUCAGACAAAGAAGAGCAACGAGACUUGCAAAUUUGAACUAGACGACGGUAUUCUUGAACAUAAAUUUGAGGUUUUGGGGGUGCAAGAUAGAGUUGACAUGGGCGGUGGGGUUGAUUGUGUGCUUGUAUUGGAGGAGGGAGGUGAUAAUGCUGAACAAGAUGAGGGUGUUGAAAGGAGUAAUAGGUUUGAGGUGUUAUUAGAAGGGGAUUGCGAUGAUGUGUUGCAUUCCCAGAAGGAUUAUGGGUCAGACCAGGGAGCUCAAAGAUUGCCAUGGACUUUUGUUUAUGCUAAGUGUGCUCAGAAGGAAUGUAAAGAAUUAUGGGAGCAUUUGUGCAGUAUUUCGAAUGUGGGAGUUCCAUGGGUGGUGUUAGGGGAUUUUAACAUCAUUUGUUCGAAUGAGAAACGUGUUGGUGGGAGGUCGAGGCCGAUUAGCGCUAUGGAGGAUUUCAAUGAGUGUAUUAAUAAUUGUGGGCUUAUUGAUUUCAGGCUAGAUGGGCGUCAACUAUCUUGGUGCAAUGGUCAGCUUGGUAUGGCCAUAAGUUGGGCUAGACUUGAUCGUGUUCUUGUGAAUAAUGUGUUCGUUUCCAAGUUCGGUGAGGCUACAGUACAUCUAUUAUGUCGACGCACUUCGGAUCAUUUGCCGAUACUAUUGCAACUCACUUCGAGUUUUGUGAGGUAUGGACCAGCUCCAUUUCAAUUUCAGAAUAUGUGGGCAUCACAUGUGGAUUUCCUGAAGGUGGUGGCAAAUUCUUGGAAGGAGUCGAUAGUGUGUGGCAGUGGGCUUUUUACUUUGGCUGGCAAGUUGAAAAGGCUAAAAUUUAAAUUGCGUUCUUGGAAUAGAGAAGUUUUUGGAAGAGUAGAUGGGACCAUUCAUGAGUUGGAGGUACACCUUGAAGUUCUAGAGGGUGUGUUGCAUUCGAAUUUCUAUGAGGCUAUAGAGGAGGAGUAUCUGGUGACCAAGAGAAUGAGGAACUUGUGCGUGAAAGAGAUGAAAUUACCGAAUGGCUUGGUCUUAGAUUUGCCGGAAAGGGUUCAUGAUGAGGCCGUUCGGUAUUUUGAAGAGUUUCUUUCUCAUGAUGGAAUGGGUUCAUUGCCCAAUCUGGACUUUUUGUUUCAGCAAGCUUUAACGACUAGCGAGUUCAGUUGGAAUAUUGUGAGUGAUGAUGUUAUGGAGGCAGUGAGGGAGUUCUUUAUGAGCAAUGAACUUCUUAGAUUUUAUUCAUCUUUGUUCAUUGUUCUUAUUCCAAAGGUGAAGAAUCUGCAAAGUUUUGAUAAAUUUAGGCCGAUAAGCCUUUGUAAGGGUUCGCUUUGUGAAGAGGUGGAAGAAAUUGAAGAUCUGAAUGUUAAACUUCGAGAUUUAGUUGUGAAUGAACGGUGGGAUGUGGAUAGACUUGAGUUGCUAUUGGGGGCGCAGAAGAUGGAGCAAGUUGGGUCCUCAAGGAAUGCUAAAGAUAUCUUGCUAUGGUUACCGGAAAAAAAUGGCCUGUUCUCGACAAAGUCAGCGUGGAAUUUUAUUAGACUUAGAAUGCCGAAAUUUGAUUGGGAAAAGUGGAUAUGGAAUAGUUUGUUGCCGAAAAAGAUAUCUAUUUGCUUGUGGAAAGCGACUUUUAGUUGCUUUAGUGUAGAUGAGCAGGUGAGAUUUUCUAACGUCAAGACGUUGUUUUUUGCUGACUUACGAGUUCUACAACGUAUGGACCUCUCAAUUGUGAAGGAGAGAUCGUUGAAGGUUCAGAACUUGUUCAAUGUGGUAUCUCUGCAAUUUUUGGGACCAGUUGAUGGAUUUGUUGGUUGA
Molecule: messenger RNA, 1839 nt
Organism: Juglans regia (Persian walnut)
Lineage: Eukaryota; Viridiplantae; Streptophyta; Magnoliopsida; Fagales; Juglandaceae
Exons: 7
Coding region: 1-1839 (612 amino acids)
Source: RefSeq, a predicted model, not a curated record